AGCGUUUCGAUUGUCGCUGCCAAUUUGGCUGGGUUUGCAAAGUGAAGUUGCACGAGAGGGUGGACGGGGGUGUUGGAGACCGUGAGAGGCACCGGCAAAAACUGCUGGUGCACACAAUCAGGAUGCGACCGAGGAGUGAUACGAUUACAUCGAUUAUAUAUCAAGAUCCUCGAAGACGUAAUUCCAGUAUCAAGGACUCAUUUGCCCAAGAACUUUGAACGUUCCUUCCUAAAAGUGCGAAGCAUUCUUAGAAACGCACUCGUAACAAAGAAAAUAAGCGAGCAGAACCCGAAGGUGCAAGCUCCUAAGAAGGUCCAGCUGACAGCGAAAAGAUCGCGAAAAGGGUGAAGGGUAAAAGCAUCUAAGGGCGGGUGGGGGGAUGCAGCUCGAAAGGGUGGCGGCAUGGAGGAGCACUCGUUGGAGGCUCUCAUGCAGGCGAGUCUUAUCUUUGUGGUCGCCGUCGCCAUCAUCGUCUCGAAUCUUCUCAUCAUCGUCACCUACCUCAACUUCCGCGGUCCCUCCGAGGUGAUAAACUACUACUUGCUAUCACUUGCCUCGGCAGAUCUUCUAUGUGGUGUGUUAGUGGUUCCGCUCUCGGUGUAUCCAGCAUUAGUUCGAAGAUGGGUUUACGGAGACAUCGUGUGCCGACUCGUCGGUUACUUGGAAGUCACACUUUGGGCGGUAUCAGUAUACACCUUCAUGUGGAUCUCCGUGGAUCGCUAUCUGGCUAUCAGAAAACCGUUGAGAUACGAGACAGUACAGACAAAAACCCGAUGUCAAUGUUGGAUGGUCUUUACGUGGAUCAGCGUGGCGAUGAUGUGCUGCCCGCCUUUACUCGGUUUCAACAAGCCGAUCUUCGACCGCGAGGCCUUCAUCUGCAUGCUCGAUUGGGGCAACAUGGCCGCAUAUACCAUCACGCUGUCCAUUCUCGUGUUGGGACCGUCUGUCAUCACCAUCGUCUAUACAUACUUCUACAUAUUCUCCAUGAUGAGGCGACUAAAGUCCGGCGUUCUAAUCCAUGACAAGGAGUAUGCUACAGCGUUAUCGGAAAAUCUAAGCAAUCCGAGUCACAUUAUGUCCUUCGUCCUAGUAAUGGCUUUUUGGAUAUCAUGGGCGCCAUAUGCCGGGUUAAGGAUAUACACUGUUGUUAACGGAUCUCCUCAGGUGCCGUUUUUACAUUUUGCCGUGGUGUGGCUAGGAGUCACAAACAGCUUUUGGAAAGCAGUUGUGCUCAGCACAUUAAGCCCCCAAUUCCGGUUGGCCGUGCGAGUGCUCUGUCUCACCAUAUGCUGUCGGCACAGGCGACUUCCGCCGGAACUCCUCGGCCUCGACGACGACGACUAAUGUCACAUCGACUAUGUCUACGAGCAGCAACGCUUAUGUCGCAUUCUGUUCUAUCCACGACGCGUUCUUAAGAAGUCGCUUUCACCUCAAGGAUCAUUCUCGCAUCUUGGCACCACUCGCAAAAGUUUCUUAAAGCUUCGCGUUCUAAUACAGAAAUGAAUAAAGAUCGCGAUUCAUAAAUAUAUCAAUAUUGGCUCUUAGUUUAUAUAGUGAUUUAAAUAUUAAUAAUUAAUGAUUAUUUAAAUAUUAAUGAUACAAAGAUAUUAAUGAUUUAAAUAGAAAUAAAAAGCUUACAUUUAGUGGCCAAUUAACAAGAUGAAUAUUAUGUGAUACAAAAAAAAGAA
Monomorium pharaonis (pharaoh ant) is the source of this 1688-nucleotide messenger RNA. RefSeq names its product G-protein coupled receptor 52 (gene DopEcR). The coding region runs from base 403 to 1344 and encodes 313 amino acids. NCBI's taxonomy places the organism in Eukaryota, Metazoa, Arthropoda, Insecta, Hymenoptera, Formicidae. Gene Ontology annotation, biological process: G protein-coupled receptor signaling pathway. Gene Ontology annotation, molecular function: peptide binding; G protein-coupled receptor activity. The transcript has 5 exons. The record is from RefSeq and is a predicted model, not a curated record. Gene Ontology annotation, cellular component: membrane.